ACUAACAAAGUUAAUGGUGUCAUAUAUAUUAAAAAAAUGAGAGGGAGUAAUAACCAAAUAAUAAUUGCAAGAAAAUAAAAGAAACGAAAGAGCGUGUGAGAUGAGAUGAGAGCAGGUAGAAUAGCAAGCUAUAAACCAGCUGCAAAUAUAUUUUAAGGAGAUAAAUAAAGAGAGAUAAGAGCAGCUAGCUAUAGAUUUGUAGCCAGCUGUAGCACAGAAUCUAAGACACAAUGUGUGUAUAACAAGUGAGACUAGGUAUUAAUAGUAUAGUAUGUAACUAUUGUAUAAAUAAGUUAUUAGAUUGACUACAGAUGAAUUGAAGCCAAAUAAUAUUAAUUAAACUUGCUCUGAGAGAGACGUAGUCCAGCUAGCUAAGGCAAAGCCAAGCAGGUCGAGGCGGUUGGUUGGGUGGUAUAUUUGUGGUGGUGGAGGCGGUCAGCACCGCAUUUGCGUUCUUGGAUCCAAACCAACCAAAAGCCAAGCCAUAUAGAGAGAGAGAAGAGGCAAAGGCCAAAUCUUGAGCUUCUUCUUAUUCCUCCUCCUCCAUCUCCUCUCCUCCGAUGCUUCACCUCGUCGCCCUAAAUUUAUCACCCAGAGGCGACUUGGCAAGAGGAGGCCGCGGAGGAGAGAGAGAUUGAUAGGUAGACAGAUAUAGGUAGUGAUCGAUACUAGCUUCAAAAGGAGGGAUUUUUUGUUGUUCUUGGAUCUUUAGAGAGAGAGAGAGAGAGAGAGAGGAGAUGCCGACCGGGGCGAUGAAGAGGCUGUUCGUUGAGUCGUCGUCGUCGGCGGCGGCGUCGAACUCCGGCAGGGAGGCGGCGGUGCUGUGCGCGCCGCGGCCGAGGAGGGUCCAGGUGCACCCUUGCAGCGCUGACCUCAUCCUCGGCCCUCCUCCUUUCCUCCUCUCCUCCAACAACACCAACAAGCAAAGGGAAGGGAAGAGUAAGGAGGAGGAGGAGGAGGGGAGGUGGGAGAUGUUCGGAGGGUCGCCGCCGGCGAGGGCGGACAACCCGCUCGUCCACGACCCGCACUUCCUGCUCAACCAGCGCCCCCACGCCGCCGCCGCCGCCGCCGCGCCGGAGCUCUCGAUUUUUGACCACCGGAGCACCCACCACGGCCACCACCCCGCGUACAGCAGCAGCAGCAGUUUUGCCCCGUCGUUCGCGCCGGCGGUGAGGAUCCAGGGGUUCGACGUCGCCGCCUGCCGGAGCUCGCACGGCAGCGGCGGCGGCGGCCGCGUGCUGUCCGCCCGCGCCUGAUCCGCCGGCGGCGGCUCGCCGACGAACCGCCUGUCCCAAAGGGAACGUAAAAUCCUCAAUCUUGUACAGUUUUCGCCGGCCGCGUUCGCAGUCACCAUGGUGAAGUAUAUAAAGUAAUUUUUAGUACGGUUUUAUUAACAGCAGAUAGUAGGGAGGUUAAUUAAGGAAAAAAAGGAGUUUAGAAACGAUCGCCCGAUGCACAGGAGGAUGAUCAAACCAACCACGGAGGAGGAGAGGAUUUUUAAUCAAUUAUUGUUCUUCUUUUUUUUUUACUGAAUUGGUUUCUGGAUCUCAAGUCUUGUGUUCGUUGAGAUGGAAGAGUCAGGUCAGGUGAGGUGUUUUGUAGAUAUAUGUUGUUCUUGUCCAUGGUGAGAGAGAUAAAGGGCUUGCUUGAGCCAUCACCAUACUACUAGUGCUACUCUACUACUGCCAUGUAAAAAGAAAAAUCCAUGGCUGUACUUGUAAAGAAGAUGUUUGUGUACAUAAACAUGAUGAUGAUGAUGAUGAUAUGGAGCUGUACCAUGUAAUCGGUUCACUCAAAAUC
This is a messenger RNA of Oryza sativa Japonica Group (Japanese rice), 1800 nucleotides long. RefSeq lists its product as uncharacterized. The record is from RefSeq and is a predicted model, not a curated record. Lineage: Eukaryota; Viridiplantae; Streptophyta; Magnoliopsida; Poales; Poaceae.